Molecule: messenger RNA, 1958 nt
Organism: Ananas comosus (pineapple)
Lineage: Eukaryota; Viridiplantae; Streptophyta; Magnoliopsida; Poales; Bromeliaceae
Product: BSD domain-containing protein 1-like
Exons: 2
Coding region: 128-1552 (474 amino acids)
Cellular component (GO): cytoplasm
Source: RefSeq, a predicted model, not a curated record
GUUACGCCACCAAAGCCGGGCACUCUUUUUACCUUCCACUCCGCAACUCUUCAUCGUCUCCUCUCUCCUCCCACCUCAAACCCUAACCCUAACCUUAACCCUAAUUCCUCUCCCCCGCACCCCCGCCAUGAACUUCUUCAAGUCCAUCAUCUUCUCUGACGACGCCGACCCUCCUUCCCCAUCCGAAGAGGAGGAGGAGGAGGAGAAGGAGAAGGACGAGGACGAGGACGAGGAGGACGACGACGGUGGUGCUCCGGAUCCACAAGCUUCGGCGGAGGAAUCGUCGUCCUCCGAGGGCCCUAACCCUAACCCUAGCGGGUGGAGCUUGGGGGGGCUCAUCAAGGACCUGGCCUCGAAGUCGGAGUCGGUGAUCCGGACCUACCGGCGCGACCUGGAGGAGUUCGGAUCGGGGAUCCGGAAGGAGUCGACGGCGAUCCGCGACGUCGCCGGCGGCGCCCUCGACGCCGGCGCCUCUGUCGCCCAGGAGAAGCUCGAGACCGUGGGCCAGGCCAUCGACGACCUCGGCGGCGCCGUGUGGCGCGGCACCGCCGAGAUCAUCGCCCACGGCAAGGAGGCCCUCCGCUCCAUCGACCUCCCCGAUCCCGAUCCCAAUUCGGAUCCCGAUCCCGACCCCGAUCCCGAACCCUCCUCCUCUGAUCCUUCUCCGCUGUCGCGGCCCCAGCGGAGACCCUAUAGCCGGUUCGAGGCGCAGCUCCUCGCUGCGCAGUCCGAUCCGGGCACCUUUUUAGAGGAGCCGGGAGACGCCGAGGAUUUCGAGAGGUGGAGAUCGGAGUUUGUGAUGGCGGAUAAGGAGGAGGAGAUCGAGAUGCUGUGCUAUGAGAACGCGGCGUUGGAGGGGAUACACGAGAAGCUCGUGCCGGAGACGAUGGAUCGGGAUGCUUUUUGGAGCAGGUACUUCUAUAAGGUUCAUAAGCUCAAGCAAGCGGAAGAAGCCCGGACGAAGCUCGUGAGCAGGGCCAUCUCAGGGGGGCAUGAUGAGGAUUUGAGCUGGGAUGUCGAUGACGACGAUGAUGGGGAGGAAGAUGUGAAGGAGGAGACGGUGAAGAAGGAAGAAGAAGAAGUACAAGAACUAGAACCCAAAGGCUGCAAAGAAAAGGAAGAAGGAGAAGUAACAAAGAAAGAAGUUGUUUUGAAUUCGGAAUCUGUAGAGGAAAAGGUACCUGGGGAAGCAUCUCAACCUGAGAGCUUUAAAGAUUCAGAGGAAUCAGCUGACAAGGAAAGGCCAUCAAUGGCGGGCAAGGCAGAGAAUGCUGAAUCGAACGGCGAGAAAGAUGAGGAAAUGAAGACGGAGACUGCCGAUUCGUGCAAAAAUAGUGACUUUUCAGUGAUAUCGAGCCAGCCCUCGAUGCCCGAGGACGACCUCGGAUGGGACGAGAUUGAAGAUCUCGGGGAGCAGGAUGAAAAGAAGCCGGUCGCUUCGAGUUCGAGCUCACCUCCUAAGGUGGAUCUGCGCAAAAGGCUGAGUGCAGCGGCCGAUGAUGAGGAUUUGAGCUGGGACAUCGAGGAAGACGAUGAACCAACCAAGCCUUGAUUCGAGGGUAUUCUUCUAUCUUUGCAUCAUUCUGUUUCAUCUCGUGCAUGCUGCAAGAAUCUAAUGGCUGUUUGGUGCAUGAUUUGUUAUCAAAGUGCAAAAGUGGUGAAUGUGAUCGACAACAUCUAAAUGCGUAUAUACGUGGUGGGUUACAAAGUUUUAAGCAUUAUGUAGUAUCAAAGUGUAGUAUCUAAAUUAAUUAUUCAUAAUUCUUCAUCAAAAGUUAUUGUUUGAUGCACAAGAGUUAGGUUUUCAAAUUAAUGACCUUAUACACAAGUAGCUGCCAUCUAGAUGUACAUGCAUACACUACAUCUUGUUUAAGAGCUUAUACACAAGUAGCUGCCAUCUAGAUGUACAUGCAUACAUGACAUCUUAUUUAAGAUCAUUAUCUCUUUGUUAUGCUUAA